Molecule: messenger RNA, 558 nt
Organism: Boeremia exigua
Lineage: Eukaryota; Fungi; Ascomycota; Dothideomycetes; Pleosporales; Didymellaceae
Exons: 2
Coding region: 1-558 (185 amino acids)
Source: RefSeq, a predicted model, not a curated record
AUGCUGCUCGCCAAGUUCCUCUUGCUGCCGUUCGCAGUCGCAUCGACCGUUACACUUUAUGUGUCGUCUGUGCCUGUCUCCGAAGGCACCGCCAUCAUCCCGUCGGCAAUUCCCCUCGCACAGAUCGAGUACGAUGCAGAUCAGUCCGUUGGCACAUUGGCUUCGUACACACCACCGACGGGCUCCUACUCCGACGACCAUCUCCUCCGCGUCGGGUUGACAGACGCCAAGACUGGAUCAUGGCGGGGCAUCGUUACUUCAGCAGCCAGCUUUGCGGACCAAUACCACAAGAAGUUCAUCGUGCACGUCGACGAGAAGGGUGAACCGUACCACGUGGGCUUUGGAACAAGCGCAAAGGGUGCUGGAAAUGAAGUGGAAGUCGAGAUUGUGAAAAGAAACUUGGGACCCAAACCUGUGCUGAACAAACCCAUCGUGCUGAAUGCUGAUGGCAAGUUGGAGGCCAAGGAACCUGAGAAGACCCUCCUGCAGAAGUACUGGUGGGCUCUUGCUCUCUUUGUGGUAGUACAGCUGGCCUCAGCUGGGGGAGACGGCAAAUAA